UAGCUUAUAAUGCUUUCUCGUGAACCUUUAUCCACCCCUAAAUAUUAUUUAUAUGUAACCAUUAUCAUGUCAAUGUAUGAAAUCUGUGAACCCAAAAAUCUUCCCCAAAAAAAUGUCUACCUUUACUUUGUAUGAUAAUGUAUGGUCAGAAGCAAUGGAAGCAAAGCUAAUGGAAUUAAUCGUUUCCGAAAGCGAUUCAAAGGGUAACCCAAAAGGACUUCCUAAGUCAUGUGACUUCCUUGUAAAAGUGCAAGAAACGCUUAAUGCACAAUUCAACAUGAAAGAAGGUGUAUAUUUCUAUAUUUCGAAAAUCGAUUAUCUUCAAACCAGGUAUCAAGCUUGGGUGUCUCUUUUGCACGAACAGGGAGUCUUUUGGGAUGACCUUAGCAACACAGUGAGGGCCUCCGAUGAGACUUGGCGGAGAAUUCAGGAGACCAAUUCUACACAAAUGCUUUAUAGGGAGCGAGGGGAGCCACAUUAUGUUGCACUGGCCAAAUUGUUUCACGAAGAAGUCUUCAAAUAUCUGGAUUAUGACGAGAGUGAACCUGAGUUCGAAUCCAAUUCAGACUAAUUGGAGCAUGUGUGUGAAGGGACAAUGUUGUCGUGCUUUAAUCCAACAUAUUUAUCUUUGUUUCAUGUGUUGUUGUAAUGUAGUUACUUUUCAAAAGUUGGAUUUACUUUGAGUAGCUUUAGGAACGUCGGUCGAGUCGGUCCAAUAGUGUGGAGAUCCACUUUUUCCAAUUUGUAAUGAUCUCCUGUCAAGAUUUAUGAAAUAUUCCAAAAAAAUGAGCCUCUUUUACAGUUUUCUAUUACCAAUGAUGGCAGACAUUGAAACAUAAGAUUCUUUAUUGUA
Molecule: messenger RNA, 853 nt
Organism: Salvia miltiorrhiza (redroot sage)
Lineage: Eukaryota; Viridiplantae; Streptophyta; Magnoliopsida; Lamiales; Lamiaceae
Exons: 2
Coding region: 77-571 (164 amino acids)
Source: RefSeq, a predicted model, not a curated record